Messenger RNA from Tarenaya hassleriana, 2153 nucleotides. RefSeq names its product protein DETOXIFICATION 56. The coding region runs from base 396 to 1940 and encodes 514 amino acids. Gene Ontology annotation, biological process: xenobiotic detoxification by transmembrane export across the plasma membrane. The record is from RefSeq and is a predicted model, not a curated record. Gene Ontology annotation, molecular function: antiporter activity; xenobiotic transmembrane transporter activity. NCBI's taxonomy places the organism in Eukaryota, Viridiplantae, Streptophyta, Magnoliopsida, Brassicales, Cleomaceae. Gene Ontology annotation, cellular component: membrane. The transcript has a single exon.
AUGUAUACAUGCGUGUAUAGCUUUAUAUAUGGCAAUGGAGUAAUGCAUUCAAUAUCACCAAUGCACUAAGAAGACCACCAUAAAGCAGUUUUGCCACUACUUGACGUUACAAAAGUAGCCUAUGCAAACUCCUUCACACAAAACAAACCACUCACUAACUCACGGAAAACACGCACUAAUCACUUUGCUUAUAAACCUCAUCCUCCUCCUUCCAUCAAAUCUCAUCAUCUCACCACCUAAUUCUCCAUUUCUUCUAGAGCCAAAAACCUCAUCCUAACCAGCAGAAGAACCAAUGAUGUCCAUGAGACAAUCAACCAUAACACAAGGUUUCUCAACCUGUCUGUAGUCACCAUUUCUCCCAUAUUGCAGAGUUUUCUCGUCAUCAACAGACAAAAAUGUCACAACCUCCAGUUGCUGAAACCUCGGUGGCAUCACCAGGACAUGAAAAACCAGAGAAAAGGAGGGACCCGGUGAAUGAAACCUUGAACUCGCCGCCUUUAGACCGGGAAGUCUACCCAGAAUGUCCAAAGUCCUUCAUGCAGAACAUUCUCUUUGAGCUAAAGAUACAAAGGAGAAUCGUUUUACCGUUGAUAGUUAUGAACCUGAUAUGGUUUGGCAAGCUAACAACGACAACCGUGUUUCUUGGAAGACAAGGCGAGCUAGAACUUGCCGGGAGUUCAUUAGGAUUUACCUUUGCAAAUGUCUCUGGCUUCUCUGUUUUGUACGGUCUUUCUGCUGCAAUGGAGCCGAUAUGUGGCCAGGCUUUUGGAGCAAAGAACUUUAGGCUUCUCCACAAAACCCUUCUCAUGGCAAUGUUCUUGUUGCUACUGGUGUCAGUCCCAAUUUCUUCCUUAUGGCUCAACGUUCAUAAAAUUCUCAUCUGUUUUGGCCAACGAGAAGAUAUUUCUUUCACUGCAAAGAAGUAUCUUCUCUAUCUCAUUCCUGAUCUACCAGUCCUAUCAGUGCUUUGCCCCCUUAAAGCCUACCUAAGCGCACAAGGCAUAACGCUCCCUAUAAUGUUCAGCACAGCAGCAGGAACCAUCCUUCAUGUGCCCGUUAACGUGUUGCUUUCCAGAGCAAAGGGAAUUGAAGGAGUUGCAAUGGCUGUCUGGAUAACCGAUCUUGUAGUGGUGAUUCUUCUAACAGGAUAUGUCUUGGUGUUUGAGCACUCUGAAGAGACCAGAUCGAAGGAAGGAGGGUGGUGGGACCAAAGUGCCCAAGACUGGUUCAAGCUAAUCAAGCUCUGUGGACCAUGUUGUCUCACCGUCUGCCUUGAGUGGUGGUGUUAUGAAAUCUUGGUCAUGCUAACCGGUAGGCUGCCAAACCCAGUUCAAGCCGUGUCAGUCUUAGUCAUUGUCCUAAACUUCGAUUACCUGCUGUAUGCCAUAAUGCUCUCCCUCGGCACAUGUGCUUCAACCCGUGUGGCCAACGAGCUCGGGGCAAAUCAUCCAAAGGCCGCUUAUAGAGCAGCAUAUACUUCACUAGCAAUGGGUGUGCUCUCUGGCUGCAUUGGAGCUUUUGUUAUGAUAGGAGCUAGAGGUGUUUGGGGAUCUUUGUAUAGCCAUAACUCGGAGAUCUUGAAUGGAGUGAAGAAGAUGAUGCUGAUAAUGGCAGUGAUUGAAGUUGUGAACUUCCCUUUAGUGGUUUGUGGAGAGAUUGUGCGUGGAACAGCAAGACCAUCGCUUGGAAUGUAUGCUAAUCUUGGUGGGUUUUAUCUCUUGGCGUUGCCUUUAGGAGCAUUUUUGGCAUUCAAAGCUAAAAAAGGGCUUGGAGGUUUCUUGUUUGGUUUCUUGGUUGGAAUUUCGGUCUGUCUUGCAAUAUUGUUGGUAUUUGCUGCAAGGAUAGAUUGGAAGAAAGAAGCUGCAAAGGCACAGAUCCUUACCUGCAAUACAGAGGAAGAGGAAACAUCACAAAGCCCGGUACCGGCAGAUACAAGAUAAACCUAGAAAGUGAAAAUCUUAGUUUAUUGAAAUCUUGAAAGCUAGAAAACAACAGCCUUUGAACUUCAUAGAUAUGUAAUAAUAGCAUUACCUCGAGAAAUCACUUCUCUUCUAAACCAAAUUAGAGCCUGAGGGAAGAAAAUUAACGUAAAUCAAAACCGGCAGGAUAACCGGGAAAAGCUUAGGAUUCAAGAACAUGGUGGUUUUUCUCAA